AUGUCUUACGCUAUCGUUAGUCCCUUGAUGGCACCUACCACAGUGGAUGUGGUAGGUGCAAAAGCGACUCUGCUGGCGAUGAUGCAUCUUGUGCUGUCUUUCCUUUCAUCAUUGGAAAAGCCUGGUGAGAUCCAGCAUUAUACCUCCGAAAGUGCACCGUUUGAGCAAGAAGACAACCAAAUGAUUUUCGAGAUCAUCAAUAGUCUGGCGAUGUGUGUAGGUAUCUACGUCUCUACCCAAUCCACUGGAGUCGAACACCACUUGGUUUAUGGUGUGCUACACACCACCCCCAUCUCCCUAAUUUAUGCACCUCCUCUUGCUCUUUUACGUCCCGACUCGGCGUGCCGAGUUUUAACAAAAGACCAUGUCAAGACCCUGACUGAGUGUGGUUACAACUCCACCACUACGGUAGAACGUGAAACAGCUUACUAUCUAGAGAGUCGAAUGAUCACUGCUGAGAAGGAGUACUUCCGCUGUCCUCAUGCCCUUACCAACCUGAUUUUCUGGGCAGAAAAGCUGCUGAUAUCCACGGGUCAACCCAUCGUUCCAACAUGA
Molecule: messenger RNA, 555 nt
Organism: Echinococcus granulosus
Lineage: Eukaryota; Metazoa; Platyhelminthes; Cestoda; Cyclophyllidea; Taeniidae
Product: Actin-2
Exons: 3
Coding region: 1-555 (184 amino acids)
Source: RefSeq, a predicted model, not a curated record